This is a messenger RNA of Ictalurus furcatus (blue catfish), 1441 nucleotides long. RefSeq names its product transmembrane inner ear (gene tmie). The transcript is spliced from 4 exons. NCBI's taxonomy places the organism in Eukaryota, Metazoa, Chordata, Actinopteri, Siluriformes, Ictaluridae. Bases 878 to 1441 code for a protein of 187 amino acids. The record is from RefSeq and is a predicted model, not a curated record.
ACAAACUCCGUCCUUCUUACUGAUAAUAAUCAAAAUAAAACUAGGCUAGUUGGUUAGCCGAUACAAGACUUAAUAAGAAUGUUGAACGCAUUAAUGGAGCAGUUGUUACCCCCAAACCCUCUGAAAAAAAACAGAAAAAAGGUAAUCGGAAGAAGUAAAGAAACUUUCCGAAUCAUUUUCUUUGAAAUGUUCUGAUUGUGAUUAUUUCAGGUGUAGAAACAGUUUCAAAGUUUUAAAAGAAGUAAAUAUAAUAAAGGAAUCAAAGGGGAAAAAAGACAAAACAAGAAAAAGGAAUAAAAAUGAAGGCAAUGUCAAAAAUGUACAAGUUUAAUAAUAAAUAAACAAAUACGUUUAACAAUCAGUUAUAAAUAAUCAGUCUGUGUUCUGUAGCCUGGAGACGGAUGUAGUGAGAGAUCACAGCGUACGGGGUUAUACGUGACAUUUUAUCACCACACACGAUCAACACGAGUCCAAACGUGACACCUGACACCUCACUCCUCUUUCUGCUCCCUCCAUCUCACAGCCCCUCCUCCACCACCGUCGUAAAACUCCCACAAUCCCCUGCAGCGCAGGCUGUAAACGACACCGGGCCGUUAAUUAAUUAAUGGCCAUUCGGCAGCAGGCUGGCCGUGGCACUCGAGGGUCUCGUCUGCGAGGAAGAACAGAGAGAGGAGGAGGAGGAAGGUGGAGGAGGUUGCAGAGGACAGGACGAGUGAAAAGAGGAGAGGAAAAGAAGAAAAGACAAUAAAGGAGAAGAGGAACGGUGGCACUUUCACCCUGUCGGACUAUCAAUCAACCUGCUGCUGCAGAGGGAGAGAGGGAGAGAGGGAGAGGUGGAACGAGUGGAGAGAGAGACGGAUAGACAGUGAGAGAGAGAAUGGCGAUGGACUGGCCUACACAUCCUCCUCCAGCGCUGGUUCCGGCCGUUGUGAGUGCCGGAGCGGUUCUGGUUUCCCAUUACGUCUUCAACGCCGCUGCCCAAAUCCCUGAUCCAGCGCUCUUGCCCACAGACCCCCCACCGAAGCCGGACCCCAUCACCUCGGAGACCGUUGUGUUCUGGGGACUUCGUCUCUGGCAGGUGGUGGGGAUCUUCUCCAUGUUUGUCCUGGCCAUCAUCAUCAUUCUGUGCUGCAUCUUUAAAUGUCGAGUUCCUCGCACCAAGAAGGAGAUCGAGGCUCGGCACGCUCAGAGACUGGCGGCUAAGAGCUACGCUAACACGCUGGAGACCGUUCCUCCACUCAACGAGCUCACUGAGAUACCGGGAGCGGCUAAAGUGGAAGUGAAUACGGUGUCGGAGAAAGUGGAAGGAGAGAAGAAGAAAGAGAAAGAAGGAAAGAAGGCAGCGAAGGAGAAGGAAGGCAAAGCAGAAGAGAAGAAAAGUGAAUCCGAGGAGGGGAAGGGUGAAAAAGGGGGCGGGGCCAAAAAAUCAGCAAAGAAGUGA